This is a messenger RNA of Triticum turgidum subsp. durum (durum wheat), 1329 nucleotides long. The record is from the annotation of a GenBank genome assembly. NCBI's taxonomy places the organism in Eukaryota, Viridiplantae, Streptophyta, Magnoliopsida, Poales, Poaceae.
AUGGAAGGCAAUAACCUGCCACCUGGAAACUUUAUGCAAGGAGCAACUUAUGGCAGUUCAGACUUGCACCGGAAUCCCAUGCAAAUGCACGGUCCAAGCUCCGGUAAUCAGGGCUUCAACCACUCUCAGAUACCUGGCAAAUUCCCCAUGCCUAUGAACCAGGUUACAGAUUCUGACCACUUGUCGGAAUUUCAAUUCAGAGGACAAAGGAAGGCUGAUCACCACCAGGUCCACCACCACCACUAUCACAAGAAGGACUCCAUGAGCGAUGAUGAGGAGCAUGGUCUGAACGAGGAUACCACUGAUAGCCACAGCAGCAAGGGAAAGAAGGGCUCAGCAUGGCAGCGGAUGAAGUGGACGGAUUCAAUGGUUAAGCUUUUAAUUACUGCAGCGUCCUACACUGGUGAGGAUCCAGGAGCUGAUUUAGGAUGUGGAAGGAGGAACUGUGCAAUGGUGCAUAAAAAAGGCAAGUGGAAGGCAAUAUCAAAGGUGAUAGGCGAGCGAGGUUGCAAUGUGUCACCGCAGCAGUGCGAGGAUAAGUUCAAUGACCUCAAUAAGAGAUACAAAAGGCUUACAGAUAUCCUUGGUCGGGGUACAACUUGCAAGGUUGUGGAGAAUCCAGCACUUUUGGAUCGCAUGGAUAAUCUCUCUGACAAGUUGAAAGAUGACGCAAGGAAGAUACUGAGCUCAAGGCACUUAUUCUAUGAGGAGAUGUGCUCCUACCAUAAUAAUAACCGGAUUAGUUUGCCUGAAGAUCUUCCACUUCAGCGUUCACUGCAGUUUGCUCUUAGGUGCAAAGAGGAAAAUGAUAUGAUGAGAGGAGCAAGUGGAGAUGCCGAUGAAGAUGACCAGAGUUCAGACUCUGAUUAUGAGGAAGAUAAUGAUGAGGACCAUCAUGUGGCGCAUAGCAAUAAAGGGGGCUUACCCAUGCAAAAGAAGAUGCGGUAUACAGCGGAUCACGAGGAUGCAGGUUUUGGGAACUCUUUGAGUGCACACGAAUGUAGCCAGAGGUCUAAUCCCCAUGGCAUCGCACUAGAUAUCAACAAAGUUGUUCCAGAUGGAACCAGCUUGGCUUUGACACAGAAGGGCUUAGUAUUGCAAUCUGCAGAACUUGAAAAACAGUGCUUGAAAAUCGAAAAUGAGGCACUGGAGCUUGCAGAACAACGCCUCAAGUGGGAACUAUCCAGUAAAAUUAAGGACAAGGAACUGGAAAGGAUGAGGUCAGAUAACGAACAUAUGAAGAUUGAGAUUAAACGCUUAGAACUGGAGGUAAGGCGCAAAGAGUUAGAGCUUGAACUCAAGCUGAAAGGAAAUGUCAAUCAUUCAUGA